Molecule: messenger RNA, 2032 nt
Organism: Annulohypoxylon truncatum
Lineage: Eukaryota; Fungi; Ascomycota; Sordariomycetes; Xylariales; Hypoxylaceae
Product: mitochondrial fusion and transport protein Ugo1
Exons: 2
Coding region: 180-1715 (511 amino acids)
Source: RefSeq, a predicted model, not a curated record
GCGUUGUACAAUUCCAGGCCUGGAGUACAACUGUAAAUCCCAACCUCCCACCUUACCUAAUACCGCCUAGGGUAACCUCUCCACCGACGACAAUUAUUUCCUAGGUUCCAUCCCACUUUCACGACAGAACAUGCUCACCGCAUUAUAAGGCAUACGGUACGAACCCGAUCCAGCCCACAAUGUCCUCAACAAGAGAAGGCGUGAAUCCCUUGCGCCCCUAUUACAUACCACCCUCUAUAGGAGAGCAGGUCGAAACUCUUCCGCCUCAACCGAAUCCUUUUUCGCAUGGAAAUUCGACGGCAACCCCAACUACUCCAAACAAAUAUGCGUCCAGAGCACGCGACAUCUUCCCAGAUAUAGAUUAUAAAGAUCAUCUAGACGACCUAUCACCGUCAGCAGUCCAGUCCGUGAAGCAGUUUAUAGACGAGUUAUUAUGGAAGUACACGUCGGUGCUCAUGGCCCAGCCCUUCGAGGUGGCCAAGACGAUUUUGCAAGUGAGGAUUCAAGAUGACCUGGGAAACUUGAAUGUUCCCGAGCCUACGAAGGCUCCGAGGAAACCAAGCCCGGGUCUUAUGAGCCCGACAAGCCUUGGUAGUCCAGGUCUCGACAGCCCCGACCCCUUGAACCCGAAACGCUCUGUAUGGGACGAGGGUGGUGAAUCGGAUUCCGACCCAGAGGAAUCUGCAUAUUUCACCUCUAGUACUCCAUAUACGCCUACGCCGUCCACGCGAUCACAUCGAAGGAGGGGUUCGUCACCGUUGGGCUCGCCGAAACCGCCCCCAAAGGCCGAAGUCCUCCCACACCAACUAGUCCUUCGACGGCCCGACUCGAUAUUUGACGUUAUAGCACAAUUAUGGUCGAAGGAGUCGGCAUGGGGUGUCUGGAAAGGAACAAAUGCCACCUUCCUCUACACGGUGCUGCAAUCACUGUUUGAGAAUUGGUCGCGCAGUUUGCUAAGCGCGCUGCUGAACGUCCCAGAUUUAGGGCUGAAGGACGACGUCGAUAGACUAGUCGACGUUGCAUCGCCCUAUCCUUGGGCCUCGCUAUGCGUUGCCGCCGCCGCCGCCGUUGCGACGGGCUUGAUUCUAGCCCCUCUCGACCUCGUGAGGACACGAUUAAUCGUGAUACCUACCGGACGUAGCUCGCGCCGGACCCUGGCAACUCUACGCGCACUCCCCUCUUGGGCGUGCCCCUCAUCUCUCAUCGCCCCCACCAUCCUCAACUCCCUCGUUCACCCAUUCUUUACCUUAUCUACUCCCCUCGUGCUCCGCUCCCAGUUCCUAAUCGACCGCGAGCAAUCCCCUAUGACCUUCUCAAUCGCCAAAUUCUGCGCCUCCUGCGCGUCCCUCUUCAUCAAGCUACCCCUCGAAACCGUCCUACGCCGUGGCCAGGUAGCAGUGCUGGCAGAGCCCACGUAUUUAGACGCUCUCGACGAGACCGGUCAGAUGGACACGGUUGUGCCGCCCGGACCGUACAACGGGGUGGUCAGCACGAUGUACUCGAUCGUGACCGAAGAAGGCUCUCGUGCCGUUGCGGCCAAGAUUAAGGCUCCGCCCCGCGGCAGAAAGCUGAAGUCACCUAAGGCGGCAGAUGUGAUUUACAGAAAGGGUCAGGGUUUCGACGGUCUUUGGAGAGGGUGGAAGGUCAGCUGGUGGGGCCUCGUGGGUUUGUGGACGGCUGGGGUGGCCGGAGGUGGUGGCGAGGGAGAGUUUUAAGCAAGAGUUAUGAACGAUCUCUCUUGAUCUACAUUCCUUCAUUGCCUAUUCGACAAGCCCGAAUUUAGAAGAGACGAAUGGAGUUUUGGUGUUGGUGCAGGUGUUGUUGAUUCGCGAUGCCCUUUAGGCUGGUUAUUCCCUCCUCAGCAGUGGGUUCAUUAUGCACGAAAAGCAGAUAAAGAGCACUUUCAUGAGAUACGGCUUGAUAUCCCUUAUUCAUUAGUACAGCCCAGAUUCCGCUUGUGCGGAGUUGCUUGUAUGUACAAAUUUCUGGAAAAGUUUAUAGACGUGUCAAUUCAGUCUACUCUCAACUUUCA